Molecule: messenger RNA, 4397 nt
Organism: Neocloeon triangulifer
Lineage: Eukaryota; Metazoa; Arthropoda; Insecta; Ephemeroptera; Baetidae
Product: ATP-binding cassette sub-family C member 4-like
Exons: 17
Coding region: 203-4354 (1383 amino acids)
Biological process (GO): transmembrane transport
Cellular component (GO): membrane
Molecular function (GO): ABC-type transporter activity; ATP hydrolysis activity; ATP binding
Source: RefSeq, a predicted model, not a curated record
UAUGCUGAUUUGCGGGUUUCCACGGCGCGCCUUUCAGCACCAGAACAUCUCUAGACGGUGAACCGGUCUCUCUGUCAUUGUUCGCAAAUCGCCGCUUCAACAUGUGAUUCACUCAGUGCGGCUCUUAUUUUCCUUGUUUAUUAAGCUCUCAAAAAAAUAGUUUAGCAGAGCGCCGAACAGAAAAUUAAUUUAACAUCCAAGAAUGGAGAAGAAAAAUGGAACAAAAUGGACGCGAGUUCCAGUGAAAGAAAUGGAGCAAGAGGAGGAAAAAAGCAAAGAAAGGGAUCCUAUGCCGAGGCUUGGAGCGAGCGCUCUAUCUGCUUUCACGUACUGGUGGACCCUGCCAAUAUUUCGCAGAUCGCAAGAAAAGGAGAAUCUGGAGCUGGAGGACUUGUUUCUGCCGAUGCCAAAGGACGAGGCGAACGCUCUUGGCAACGCACUGGAAAAGCACUGGAACGCGGCUAUUGCAAAGAGAGGCAAAGAAAAUCCCCCGAGAAUUUUAUUAAUUUUGCUGAAAACUAUAUGGAGGGACUUUUUACUCGCAGCUUUUGCAAUUUUCACAAACGACUGCAUACUAAGAACUAUUCAACCUCUCUUUUUGGGAGAAUUAAUCGCAUAUUUCCGUCAUGGGCCCUCAAAAGACGGCGCUCCGGGAGAAGUUUCUUACGAAAGGGCUUGGUUUUUGGCCAGCAUGGUCGUACUUCUUCAGAUCUGUAGCGUUUUUUGCUUCAAUCACCACUUAUUCAUCGCCAUUCAAAACGGUACAAAAAUGAAGGUUGCAACCUGUACUCUAAUUUUUAGAAAGGCCUUGCGACUUAGCAAAACCAGCCUCGGACAAACCGCAACGGGCCAAAUUGUGAACCUUUUGGCCAACGACGUGAGCAGAUUUGAUAUGAUCUCGAUGUUUUCCAACCUGAUGUGGUGCUCGAUCGUUGUCUUUGUCAUUGCAAGUUGUCUAAUUUACCGGCAGAUUGGCUCCUCUGGAUUGUACGGAGUAGCAGUGGUUCUGAUCGUUUGCCCUUUGCAAUCGUACACUGGUAGUUUGACCUCAAAAUACAGGGGGAAAACGGCGUUGCGAACUGACCACAGAGUUCGACUCAUGAAUGAAGUAAUAAAUGGAAUUCAGGCGAUUAAAAUGUACGCUUGGGAGAAACCGUUCGGGAUCCUCAUUUCAAAAGCUCGCAAGGUUGAAAUUAAGUGGAUUCGGCGCGCUUCUUUCAUAAGAGGCCUGUACAUGACUUUCAAUUUGUUCACGACUAGGAUGGCCCUUUUCUGCACUCUCCUCUCCUACGCCCUCUCCGGCAAUAGUUUAGCGGCCGAGGACGUUUUCGUUGUGUCGGCGUAUUUCGGGCUGCUUUCGCAAACCAUGUCUGGAGUUUUUGUGCGUGGAGUGGCAGAAUUUUCUGAGGCGUGGGUGUCAAUGAACAGGAUCCAGACCUUUUUGCUGAGGGACGAAUUUGGAGGAAGACCGGCUGAAAUAAAAGAUGAAACUGAUCAGCCAAGACAAAAACAGACUUCCAUUUGCGAGGAAAAAUUGUCGCAUGACGAAUCUAAUGGAAUUCCAUUGAAAGACAUUCCCUUAAUUGACGACAGCCAAGAAAAUCUUAAUUACAUUGAAGGACCCAGGAGUCCCCGUCCAGGACUGAUUCACAUUGAAAACGCGUCAGCCAGUUGGGUAGAGGGUGGCGACGUGACCCUGAACAAAAUCAACCUUAGGGCGGAGCCAGGGUCGCUGGUGGCUGUGAUCGGUGCCGUGGGCUCCGGCAAGUCGUCGCUGAUCCAGGCGCUGCUGGGGGAGCUGCCGUGGGGUGGAGGAGGGGGAGGGGUGGAGGCGCGGGGGGUGUCGUACUCGUCGCAGGAGCCGUGGGUGUUCUCGGGCAGCGUGCGCGAGAACGUGGUGUUCGGGCGGCCGUUCGAGCGGCGCAGGUACAACCAGGUGCUGAAGGCGUGCUGCCUGCUGCCCGACCUGAAGCGCAUGCGCAACGGCGACGCGACGCUGGUGGGCGAGCGCGGCGGCGCGCUCAGCGGCGGCCAGAAGGCGCGCCUCACGCUCGCCAGGGCUGCCUACGCUCAGCAUGUCGAUGCCUACCUGCUCGACGAGCCGCUCGCCGCCCUUGACGUAAAUGUGGCCAAGCAUGUCUUUGACGAGUGCGUCGACGGACUCCUCAGGGGCACCACCCGAAUCCUCGUCACCAAUCAAAUUCAUCUUUUGGAAAGGGCAGAUCUGAUCGUCCUCCUUCACAAUGGAUCGAUUGUUGCACAAGGAACUUUUCAACAAUUAAUAAAAGGAGAGGGAAACUUUUCUCAAAUGGUGGGUGAGCCGGCUGGAGAUGAUAUUGGCACCGAAGAGGGAGAACGGGCAGGCACCCCUUUAAAAUCUCUCCUACGCCAAAUUUCCAGUACCUCCCAGCAGAGUCUCAAUCAACCAAAAGAAGAGGAGGUUGAAGAGGACCAUCAGGAACAGCCGAAAAUUGAUGCGGAAAAGAACGUCCAAGGAUCCGUGGACAUUUCCGUAUAUAAAAAAUAUUAUUCCUUGGGAGGAAACUGUUUUACAUUAACAAGCAUGGUUGCUCUCUUUAUCUUAACACAAGUGGCAGCCAGUGCUGCUGAUUUCUGGGUUGCAUUUUGGACCACAACCGAGCAGAAAAGAUACGCAGUAAAUUAUUACUUUAACCAAACACUGAAUGAAUCUAUGAGCAAAGAUGUUUAUGAAGAGUAUGAGAGCCUCAUGUCAACCGACACCUGCAUACAAAUUUACAGUGGACUUUUGAUUGCCCUUUUUGUCACUGCAAUCAGCCGAUCUUUGGUGUUUUACAUUGUUGCAAUGAAGGCGUCAAGAGGAAUGCAUGACAAAAUGUUCAACGCGAUUGUUCACACGCCGAUGCAUUUUUUCUCCUGGAAUCCAGCAGGGAGAAUUUUGAACAGAUUCGCUCGCGACUUGAGCGGCGUUGACGAAAAUCUACCAAAAGCAACUUUGGACGCCGGCCAGUACUUGGCUGCCAUGCUGGGUAGCGUCAUAAUUGUCGGAAUCGUGAAUCCAAUUUUUCUUAUUCCAGUUUUAAUCACGGGAAUUAUUUUUUCAAAAAUCCGAAGCAAAUACCUAAUUUCCUCUCGGAGAAUUAAACGCCUGGAGAGUGCGGCUCGCAGUCCAGUUUUCUCCCUUUUGGCCGACGUGCUGAGUGAUUUAUCCACAGUCAGAGCUUUGAGCGCAGAAUCAAUGUUGAGAGCCAAAGUUGAGGAUUUCCAAGACACGCAUACGGCUGCGUGGUUUAUGUACUGCUCCGUCGGCCAAGCUUUUGGAUUUUUGCUGGACAUUCUCGUCCUUAUUUUCAUCGCGUUCAUCACUUUCGGAUUCCUUUUGCUGCCAAGUGACAACAUUUCUGGUUCUGCUGUUGGCUUGGCCAUAACUCAGGCUAUGGCUUUGACAGGACUUUUGAAUUGGGCUGUCCGCCAAUCAGCCGAGGUUGAAAAUUUAAUGACGUCAGUUGAGAGGUCAUUGGAAUACACACAAUUAGAACAAGAAAAGCAGCCUGAUCCUUCAAAUACUUUCGUUCCAGAAAAUUUUUGGCCUUCGGAUGGUAAGGUUGAAUUUAAAAACGCGUGUCUUCGUUACAACCCUGACCAGCCGCUGAUACUGAAAAAUUUCAACCUGAAGGUCCAGCCGGGGCACAAAGUCGGCAUAGUGGGUAGAACUGGUGCUGGAAAAUCGUCAUUGAUAAAUGCCCUGUUCCGUCUGGCACCUCUUGAAGGUGAAGUUAAAAUAGACUCAGUCAACACGAGUACCUUAACCCUGCAGGACCUUCGCUCGAAAAUUUCCAUCAUUCCGCAAGACCCCGUUUUAUUUUCUGGCACGCUCAGAUACAAUCUAGACCCUUUUGGCGAAUAUCCAGAUUUUUUGCUCUGGAGAGCACUCGAAGAUGUGGAAUUGAAAGAUUCAGUAGCAGAAAUAGCUGGUUUGGACAGUCCAGUUUCUGCUGGCGGGACAAAUUGGAGUGUGGGACAACGGCAACUUUUGUGUUUGGCGCGCACAAUUAUUCGCAGAAAUAAAGUUCUGGUCCUCGACGAGGCGACUGCUAACGUCGACCCACAAACUGAUGCUCUAAUUCAGGCAACUAUUCGAAAGCAAUUUAAGGACUGCACUGUGCUCACUAUUGCACAUAGAUUGAACACAAUCAUGGAUUCAGAUAUGGUGCUUGUUAUGGCUGAUGGCCAACUUGUGGAAUACGGACCGCCGUUUGAGCUUCUUCAAACUGAUGCUGGUGCUUUCAGAAAAAUGGUUGAUGAGACUGGUCGAAACACUGCCAAAGCCUUGGAAAAAGUCGCAGAAAAGGCAUAUCAUAGCAAAAGUGAUUAAUGUUUACGAUUUUAAAUAAAAAUAUAUAUUUCUUUCAAAUUUG